CACUUUGCUAAAAUUAAAAACACGUGUUUUGCAUGCUGACUGCUGACAGAAUUCACAGAACCGACAAAAUAAUUUUGUUAUUUUGAGAUAAUGAAGUUAUUUGUGGUUAAUAGGUAUGGUGCCAAUGAGUCUGGAAUCAAGGACUCCUCAAUUCAAAAGAAGCGACUGGACGACCUUUUGAAGAAGGCGCAGAAACGGAAGGAAAGCGCUUCACAAGCUGCUCAAGAAGUGGAGGAGCAAGUUGCAAAAAAGAAAAAGAAGAAGCAAAAAAGGUCUGUGAAGGCAGACGAAGAGCAGGACAGGAAUGCAUCUGAAGAUCAACCUGAUUCUGACGAACCCAAAAAGGAUGAUUAUUCGAAUGUCGACGGUGGUCUUCAACCAGAGGGUUUCACUGUUAUUGGAAGGGAUCAGUUUAAAAGAAUCAAAGAGGUGAAAGGGGUUGCUCCGAAGUGGCUUGCCCAUCCAACUGUGAUUUCUGUAGACAUGAAAAAUUUAGAUGUCAAAGUGGAUGAUCUUCUUGAGCUUUCGCCUGUGUUAAAUAAGGCUUUGAAAAGAGAGAAUGUCGAGAAAAUGUUUCCUGUUCAGAGGGAUGUUAUUCCUUGGAUUUUGAAAGAAUACAGGAACAGUUUAACCGGAUACUGGCCAAGGGAUCUUUGCGUCUCUGCACCCACUGGCAGUGGAAAAACCUUGGCAUUUGCCUUACCCUUGAUUCAGAUUUUGAUGGAUGAGCCAAUAGUGGAAGUUCGAGCUUUAGUUGUUUUGCCAGUGCAGGAUUUAGCCAAGCAAGUCUUCUCUGUGUUCGAAACUUACUGCAAAGGCACCAACGUAAAAGUAGCUCUUGCUGUGGGUCAAGGAGAAAUUGAUAGAGAGCAGGAGCAACUAGUUCGCAAAGAUGCGUGUGGUAAUAUGCACUCGUUAGUGCACAUUAUCGUGACAACCCCAGGCAGAUUAGUUCACCAUUUGCGGGACACUGAAGGUCUUGAUGUGAGCAAACUCAGAUUCUUGGUUGUCGACGAAGCUGACCGAGUCAUGGACAGCACUCAAAGUGACUGGUUGUUCCACUUGGAGAAACGCAUUUCUCAAAGUAAAAGCACAGAUGGAUCAAAACGUGUCCUCGGCCAGAUUCCUCCGCUGACAAUUCAUACCUUCAAAACUACACAACCGCCCCCUCAAAAGCUGCUCUUUUCGGCAACAUUGUCUCAAGAUCCUGAAAAACUGGCAAAACUCACCCUCUUUCAGCCAAAAAUGUUCACCUGCGUUGUAAAGCCUCGUAAGCCAACAGAUACUGAAGAAACUCCCGAAGCAGACACAGACUUUGUUGGGCACUUUUCGAUGCCAGCCGAGAUUAAAGAACGGUACGUCCUUUGUGAAGACGAUGGUGCUAAACCUCUGCUGCUGCACUGCCUGCUGACGAAGAGAGAUGAAAAAUUUAACAAGAAGAAAGGACAUGGCAGCAAGACUCUCUGCUUCACUGCGUCUAGACUGGCAGCCCAUAGACUGUCCUUGUUGUUGCAAAAGUUGUCGGAAACGUCCAAAGUUAAAUUAAGAGUUGCAGAAAUCACUGCCGAGCUCAGGCUGAUGGAACGCAAUUGCAUUUUGCAAAGGUUUUCAAGAGGCGAAAUUGACGUUAUUGUGAGCUCUGAUGCACUGGCGAGAGGAAUUGACGUGCCUUCUGUAGAUUGUGUUGUUUCUUAUGAUGUCCCUCAAUUGGCAAAACUGCACGUCCACAGAGUGGGUAGAACAGGCAGAGCCGGACGCAAAGGAGAGGCCAUCACGAUCCUCUCCCCGCAGCAGCUUCCUUCGUUCCAACACAUGCUUCGUGGAAUUUCAAAAGGAAGUGGCAUCGAGGAGUUAAAGAGUCCCCAAGGGGAAAUGGAGGAGCUGGAAGAGGAGUACAAGAAGGCGCUGCUGGAAGUUCGAAAGCAGAUCGAGGUUGAAAAAGCACAGACCCUAGUUGUGAAGAAGAAGAAAAUUGGAGUGACACGAAAGAGAACUGGGAAGGUAUCAAAGAAAACGGUGAAAACAAAUCGAAGAAAAAUUAAUAAAAAGUAAAAUGGUGAUGUUAUAAAUUCACCGUUUUUGAAAACGGAAGAAUUUGGAAUU
This is a messenger RNA of Neocloeon triangulifer, 2103 nucleotides long. It is a transcript of the gene Dbp73D, whose product is annotated as probable ATP-dependent RNA helicase Dbp73D. The record is from RefSeq and is a predicted model, not a curated record. NCBI's taxonomy places the organism in Eukaryota, Metazoa, Arthropoda, Insecta, Ephemeroptera, Baetidae. Gene Ontology annotation, cellular component: nucleus. Gene Ontology annotation, molecular function: nucleic acid binding; ATP binding. The transcript has 10 exons. The coding region runs from base 91 to 2052 and encodes 653 amino acids.